GCCUUUUAUACAGUACAUGACAUUACAGAACUGUGUCAUUAUUGACAAGAAAAAUUAUCUUAACUCGGUGCACACACGAAGGUCCAAGGAAGGGAACGUGGUAUUUUUCAGAGGAUUGAAAGAUAACUAAAUUAAGUCUGCAGACUGCGUGCUAAGCCGCCUGAUGACCAGCAAAGGGAUUUCACCUCGUCCUUGAAGAGCGACAGAACAACAACACAAAACUAAAAACAAACACACCGAUCUUUUCUCUCGUUUUGUAUUGCUUGUUUUCCUAUGCACCCCGUGGAGGAGACAAGGAUUCAAGUUUCACUCAGAUGGGUUUCCAGUCCCAAUUCAAGAUUUAGCAGUCUGUCUAUUUGUAGGUACAGUGCAGGUGGCUACAAGUCUGGGCUCCUGAAUCCUGCUCUGCCAGUACUGAAACCUGUCCUACAAACCCACACAAACUACUAAUCUGAGAAGCUGCCUCUUUGCGAAGGGUGGCUCCUGCCGGGACCAGAAGAUUCAAGAUCCAGGACAGCAUUUUAAUUAGGAUGUCUUCCAAGCGACCAGCCUCUCCAUAUGGGGGAACAGAUGGAGAGGUAGUCAUGACGACAAGCAGACAGAAAUUGGAAGAUAAGGAGAGUGAUGGGCUCCCUGUCAUUCACCUACCCCUGAACUCCAGUUAUUCCAGCAAGCUUCAGUCGGAGGAGUUUCAGUCUGUAAACUCUUUGACCAGGGAAAAUUUCGGCCUUGACAGUCCCACUUCUCUCCACAACUCAAUGGAACAAGAUGGCAUAAAGGGUCCGUCUCUGAGUCCAUAUGCGCAGCAAAACUCAUCUACCUCACCGACUAAGACAGAAGACGGGGCUCGUCAGGGCAGCGACUCGGGCUCCAGCAUGGCUCUGGGGACCCCAGAGAGACGCAAGGGCAGCCUGGCCGAUGUGGUGGACACACUGAAACAGAGGAAAAUGGAGGAGCUUAUCAAAAACGAGCCUGAGGAAACCCCCAGCAUUGAGAAGCUUCUAUCAAAAGACUGGAAGGACAAGCUUCUUGCCAUGGGAUCAGGGAACUUUGGAGAAAUUAAAGGGACUCCAGAAAGCCUUGCUGAGAAGGAGAGGCAGCUCAUGGGUAUGAUCAACCAGCUGACCAGCCUGAGGGAGCAGCUGCUGGUGGCCCACGAUGAACAGAAGAAGCUUGCAGCAUCUCAGAUCGAGAAACAGCGCCAGCAAAUGGAGCUGGCCAAACAGCAACAGGAUCAAAUUGCAAGACAACAGCAACAGCUCCUGCAGCAACAACACAAAAUCAACCUUCUUCAACAACAGAUCCAGCAGGUUCAGGGUCAGUUGCCCCCGUUGAUGAUCCCAGUUUUUCCUCCAGACCAGAGGGCAUUAGCAGCAGCGGCAGCCCAGCAAGGUUUCCUCCUGCCCCCAGGCUUCAACUACAAACCUGGAUGCAGUGACCCUUACCCUCUUCAGCUGAUUCCUACUACCAUGGCAGCUGCUGCCGCGGCAACCCCAGGCCUUGGCCAACUCCAGCUGCAGCAGCUGUAUGCGGCCCAACUUGCAGCCAUGCAGGUAUCCCCAGGGGCCAAACUACCUGGCAUGCCCCAUACCAACCUGAGAAACAUCCACUCGCCAACCAACAUCCAGACAGAGAAGUGCAGGAGCACCCCUCCACCGAAAAGCAAGGAGGAGGGUGCACAGCCACUGAAUCUGUCGUCCAAGCCCAAGCCAACAGAGAGCAAAUCACCGACAUCCCCUGCUUCCCCACAGGUCCCCAGUAUGAAAAUGAACACAGGAUCCAUGAAACACAGUUUCCAGGCCUCACUCGCCAGCCCUCCCUCCAGAACAAACUCGAUAGAUCUUCUUUCCUCUAUCACCUCUGGUGGUUACUUGAAUGACCGUGACGCAGUCAACAAGGCUUUUCAGGAAGCCAGGCAAAUGAAAGAGCAGCUCAGGAGAGAGCAACAGGUGCUGGAUGCAAAGGUGGCUGUAGUCAACAGUCUGGGUCUCAACAAUGGCAGAACAGAAAAGGAGAAAGUCACUUUGGAAAGUCUGACACAGCAGCUUGCAGCAAAACAGUCUGAAGACGGGAAGUUCAACCAUGCCAUGAUGGAGUUCAAUAUGAGCGGAGACUCAGAUGGAAGCCCUAGUGUGUCCGAUUCAAGGAUGUUCCGAGAAGCCAGAGGCAGAGGAAGCAGUGAGCCUCAUAUCAAACGGCCCAUGAAUGCCUUCAUGGUUUGGGCAAAAGAUGAGAGGAGAAAAAUUCUACAGGCCUUCCCUGACAUGCACAACUCUAAUAUCAGCAAAAUUCUGGGGUCUCGUUGGAAGUCCAUGACAAACUUAGAAAAGCAGCCUUACUAUGAGGAACAGGCCAGGCUUAGCAAACAACAUCUGGAGAAGUACCCCGACUACAAGUACAAACCCAGGCCCAAGCGCACCUGCCUGGUGGAUGGCAAGAAGCUAAGGAUCGGGGAAUACAAAACCAUCAUGCGCAAUCGACGCCAGGAGAUGAGGCAGUACUUUACCGUUGGGCAGCAAGGUCAGAUCCCCAUCAGCUCAUCAGGAAUUGUGUACCCCGGAGCGAUUGCAAUGGCAGGGAUGCCCUCCCCCCAGAUCCCCUCAGAGCACUCCAGCAUGUCGAGCAGCCCGGAGCCCAGCAUCCCCGUCAUCCAGAGCACUUACCUGCACAGCAUGAAGACAGAGGAGACCCGCGUCAAGGAGGAGAUGCACGUGGAUGACAGCAACGGAAAUGUGUAUGAUGACUUUGAGUACGAGGACGAAGAUGCAGAUUACGGCAGCGACAGUGAAAACCACAUUGCUGCACAAGUUGACUGAUGAGGGGGGUUCGCGGUCCAGGACCUUUUCAGCGGCACCGCUACCACCACCAACACAACCUCCACCUCUCCUCCCCCUCUCCACUCACCCACCCCGACACUGAAAGGAUAACAGUCCCCCUCCUCACCUUUCUGGUGACCAGCGGCCAAGCACAUUAACUUUGUCAUACACUGACUGUUACAUAAACAAGAAAAAAAGUCUUAAACUAGUCAGGACUUCUGCUGAAUUCAAUACCUGUCUGCAAAGCAGGCUAAAGGAAAAAAAGAAAAAGCAGUUUAUAAGCUAUGGGUCAAAAAAUAAAGACGAAGAAAAUAGGAUGCCAGUAAUUCAGCUGCUAUACCCAAGCACUGAAGUCUUACCCUUUGACCUGUCUAUUGAAAAACUUUUAAAACAGCUGUUUGUUCUACGAUGUUCUAUAAUAUCCUCACUCAGGUACACAGUGCCAACAAGUGGCUUGUGAAUGUGUUUUGAUGUUUUUGUGCAUUUUUUUUUGGUAAAAUACACCUGACAGAAAGAUUUUAAAGCGUCUCUUGAGGAAUUUAUUUUCUUUAUCUCCAAUGAACUGUCGUCGCAUCCUUAAUUUCUGAGAACUUUCCGCCAUUCAUUGCACACCGACACCGCAUCUUAUAGGAAGUGCCAAAUUUGUACUAAGUGUUGAAGAUAGGUGACCUUUUUAAUCCUCUAUGUUUUAAGUUAGGAUAGUGUUGUGUUUUAGACAAUCCCAUAUGAUCCUGGAGUACCAGCAACUUGUGAAUUUUGUUGUUUUGUUCUUCUUGUUGUUUUAUUGUCUUUAAGGAAACUGUAGGUGCAGUUCUCAGGUGAAGAGAGAGACUUCUGAAACAAGAGAAAUACAUUUUCUUUUUAAAAUUACGUCAAUUUCUCUGGGUGUUAUGGUACUAAUAAUGUGUUGGACCAUUAUUAGCAAGUUGGCGCUGGGGAUGAAACUUCACCUGUUCCAAUGCUCAUUCGUGCAUAUCAUCUGAAGUGUUUUAUUUUGCAUUGAAAUUGAUCUCUGUAAUAGUUGCACUUCUUGUGAAAGGACUUAAGCCGUGGUACUCACAAUAUGAUGAAGCAGUGCCUCCACUCUGCUGCAGAGAUUAUGGAGCCUUCCUUUUAAAGCCUAAGGAUCUACAACAUGAAAUGGAGUUCAUAUCAAAUGAUUCAAAUCAUUAAUCAUAGUUACUAAAUACAAAAGUAUUUGAUGCUGAAAACCUGUCAAAUAUGGCUUUCCCUUAAGGGUGCACUAUGUUAAACGUUGGUCUUUGGUUAAGACAGGGGUGUGUACCUGUGAGCUGUAUAAGUAUGACAGACAUCAUGUCCCCCACUCCCCAAUCACACACACAAUAUUUAUUGAAACUAUGUAGGUAAUUUCAUUAAGAAAAAGCUGUAUAAAAAAAAAAUAAUAAUAAUAAUAAUAAAAAAGUUUUAAUCAUUACCGAGCAUGCCAAACCAAGCAGACUCCAAAAGAAACAAACAAAAAACUUUCCCUGAAAUUAGUGCCCAGGUUAAUAGAGCAAACACGUGGCAUGUAGGAAUGGUGCCUGCUGUGCAUUGCUGUAUAUAGGGGUCUACCCAAAAGCUAGUCAGAGCAUGGCUAUCCAGUACAGGUUUUGGAUCCACCAUGCCAUGAAAUAAUGUCUGAGGGUAAUUAUAUGCUUUCUUUUCCUUUAAGUGUUUAUUUCAUACUUUGGAGGAACAAUAUAGAUUUUAAAAAGGUUAUAAAUAUAUAAGGUAUAUGUGUCUGCUAUAUGUCUCUGGUUUAAAAGAGGAGUCCCAACAGCCUAAUUAACUUUGGCAGCCAAAUAAUAAAGGCAAUCUGUAUGGAGAAACACAAAUCAUAUACUCCAUAUUGGCACUUAAUGUCUUUGUAAGUGUGAAGCACCAUUGUCCUGGUAGAUAAAAUAAAGAAGUAAAAUAAAAAGUGAAGUCAGUCUAGGUCACAUCCUCAUAGAUUAGCAACUGGGCAUACAAUGAAUGACAAAACUUCAAUCGCACAAUGUUUGGAGUAAGCAUACAUUUUGGUUUACUUUGGUUGAAUUUUCAUUCCCAUUGGUUUUGAUGAAAUUCUUUUUUUGGUGAACUUACUCUGCUGUCAAAGCUUGGAGUAGCUGAUCAUAUUCUGCAUGUCAGUGUUUUGUUUGUAUUUGAAGACUGUAUUUUUUCAAACGAACUGCCUCUAGUGUAAUAAUAUUAUUAAUAAUAAUAAUUAUAAUAAUGGUCAGCUGUUCUCAGUUAGUAAGUUAUGUAUAAUUUAUUUCUCCUUCUUUUUGGGGUUUUUUAUAAUCUUAUGAAUCCGCUCAGCAAUGCAGCUUUACUUGUAGCAGCUGGUAGAUAGUGAGCCUGUUAUUUAGAUCUAAAUGUAGUUUCCUUUUUUAUAUAUUGUUUUGGUCCUAUUGAUGUCAUAUUAUUAUUAUUAUUAUUUUCUCAGAAGGAGUAAGUUAAAUGAACUGCUGUUGCAAAGGAGAUAAGUAACUUUUUCUCUCAUCAUUCAUUUCCAUUAACUUUCCCCAGGAUUCAGUUAUAAUUAUGGCUCUGCUAUCCAUAUAGUGGCUUUUAAAAAGUGACAAAUAACCAAACAAACAACAAAAUGACAAAUAUAUAAUACAGAUUGCAUUAUGCAGUGUUAUCAUUAGUAGUUGUCUUGUUAUUUGCUACUUUUAAAUUCUGCUGUAAGAAUAUGAGUGCCAAACUUAAAAUGUAAUCCUAUUGUAAACUAUGGUUAUGUUAAAUUCAUUACUUAAAGCACUAUGUGGACAAGUCUGAAAAAAAGGGUUUUGUAUCAAUUUAUGUACAAUGUGAUUUUUUUUUUUUUCUUUAAAGAAAAAUAUAUUGUUCCCCAUUGUUGUGAACAAAUUAUUAUUAUUGACUCGUUUCUGAGUGCCCUGCUCACAUUUGCUGGGAUUUUACACGAAACACAGUGGAACUCCAUUAGUAAGAACCCAUGGCUAUUGUGAAAUCUUAUUUGAUUAAAGUGCAUUGCAGUCUUGUAUGUGAGAAUAACACAUGCUGCAAAUGUUUUCUUCUAUUGCAACUCCUUCAGUACAAUGUGUUUAUUAAAGGGGCUUUAUUGUGUUUAAUAAAUUAUAUAUAUAUAUAUAUAUAUAUAUAUAUAUAUAUAUAUAUA
This is a messenger RNA of Acipenser ruthenus (sterlet), 5940 nucleotides long. Its product is annotated as transcription factor SOX-5-like. NCBI's taxonomy places the organism in Eukaryota, Metazoa, Chordata, Actinopteri, Acipenseriformes, Acipenseridae. The coding region runs from base 531 to 2816 and encodes 761 amino acids. Gene Ontology annotation, cellular component: nucleus. The record is from RefSeq and is a predicted model, not a curated record. Gene Ontology annotation, biological process: positive regulation of chondrocyte differentiation; cell fate commitment; regulation of transcription by RNA polymerase II. The transcript is spliced from 19 exons. Gene Ontology annotation, molecular function: DNA-binding transcription factor activity, RNA polymerase II-specific; RNA polymerase II cis-regulatory region sequence-specific DNA binding.